Molecule: messenger RNA, 665 nt
Organism: Caenorhabditis elegans
Lineage: Eukaryota; Metazoa; Nematoda; Chromadorea; Rhabditida; Rhabditidae
Gene: C46F9.6
Product: MATH domain-containing protein
Exons: 2
Coding region: 7-270 (87 amino acids)
Source: RefSeq, marked reviewed
AGAGCAAUGUCCAUCUAUGGAAAAACAUUUGUACUGACUCACACAUUCAAAAACAUCUCGGCAUUUAGAGAAGGCGAUAGUUGUAGUGAUCAAGUGAAACGACGUUGCAAUAUUCCGUGGACGGUUCGUAUUUCAAGAAUAGAUGGGUUUCUUGGAGUAUACUUAUACUGUGAGCUCGAAUGGUCGGCCCACCGGAAAUGGUCUCUUCAUACAAAAUACACUAUGAAACUAGUAGCGGUUGGUGGAAAAUUUUUCCGACGGACUGUGUAACAUGAAUUCCAAAAGCCGGAAGAACAUGGAAUGGAUAAAUUCAUUAGUUGGUAGAAUAUGCUAAGGGAUUAUGUUGAUACGGAUAGUAUUAUCAUUGAAAUCCAUGCCAAUAUUGUUAACAGUACAGGUUUCUUCGAACAAAAAUGUAAUAGUAUCAUAUACAAAUGUAAUAGUAUGUAUUUAUUAAUCCAACUUUCAUAUAACCAAUGCUUAGGUACUCCAUGUUUGCAACCAAAUUCCGGAAAAUCUUUUGUGCUAAACCAUACUUUCAAGAAUUUCACAAGAUUUAUCGAAUCAGAAUUUGACAUUAGUGAUGUAGAAGAGCAUUACAAUUUUUCUUUAUUUAUUGAGCGUAAAAUUUAAUAUGUCCAGUUAUUUAAAGAUUUGUAUUAUCA